AUGACGGUAACAAACCACUGGAGCAAUAAGUCGGUUAACACACUAUUGGAGUUUUUAACAAAACUUUUACCAAAAGAUAAUUUGGUUCCAAAGUCAUUUUAUGAAGCUAAGAAAAUACUUCGUGAUUUGGGCUUGUCAUAUGAGUUAAUUGAUGCUUGUAUAAAUGAUUGUGUACUCUUUUGGAAGGAAAAUGCAAGGUUAGAUAAAUGUCCAAAAUGUAAGGCAUCCAGAUACAAGAUCAAUCGUGGCAGGGGUAAGAAGAUUCCCCAUAAGGUGUUGCGGUACUUCCCAUUAACACCAAGGUUGAAAAGAUUGUACAUGUCAAGAAAGACUGCUGAGGACAUGAGAUGGCACAAGGAGAAACGUAUAGAUGACGGAGUAUUGAGACAUCCCGCCGAUAGUGAUGAAUGGAAGGAAUUUGAUGUGCAACAUCCUCAGUUUGCCCUGGAGCCUCGAAAUGUGAGGCUAGGGUUGGCUGUUGAUGGAUUCAAUCCUUUCAGGAACAUGAGCAACUCGUAUAGUUUAUGGCCUGUAGUACUCAUUCCUUAUAACUUGCCACCUUGGUUGGUUAUGAAAGAUCCCUUUCUUAUGAUGUCACUGCUUAUUCCUGGAGAAUCACAACCAGGGAUCGAUAUUGAUGUCUACAUGAGACCUCUGGUGGAUGAGUUGAAUGAGUUGUGGAAAAAUGGCGCAUUAUCUUACGAUGCCGUAACUGGUGAGUCUUUCCAGAUGCGUGCAGCUUUGAUGUGGACUAUACACGAUUGGCCUGCAUUUGGUGACAUAUCUGGGUGGAGAACAAAGGGUCAUUAUUCUUGCUACACUUGCAAUGAUGAACCAUAUUUUCAAUUCUUGAAAGUGGAAAAGAUAUUAGAGCAAUUGGACAGAGUGACAGGUGUCACAUAUGGGAAGCAUCCAAGAAAUAAGAAAAGACUCUGUCAGGAACCAAAUUGGACAAAGGUAAGCAUCUUGUAUGAGUUACCAUACUGGAAGAAACAGAAGCUUCGACACAACAUUGAUGUUAUGCACGUCGAGAAGAAUUUUAAUGAAAAUACCUUUGGAACUAUGUUAGGCAUUGAUGGAAAGAACAAAGACACCGACAAAGCACGGAUGGACUUAGAAGAUAUGGGUAUAAGGAAAGAGUUGUGGUUAACACAUCGUCCUGAUGGAACUUAUGUCAAACCUAGGGCAAUCUUUUCAUUGACCCCUGAAGAGAGGGAGGGUUUCUUUGAAUUCUUGAAAUCAGUGAAGUAUCCGGAUGGCUAUGCUGCAAACAUAUCAAGAUCAGUGAAUGCGAGAAAUGGUAAAUUAACAGGCUUGAAAAGUCAUGACUGCCAUGUACUCAUACAACGGAUUCUUCCAAUUGGGAUGCGUGGUUACGUAGACAAAGAGAUUAGUAAAACACUAUUUGAGUUAGGUAGCUUUUUCCAAGAUUUGUGCUCAAGGACACUGCGCCGUAAUGAACUUGAGAAAUUAGAGGAACGUAUAGUACACAUAUUAUGCAAGCUUGAAAAGAUCUUUCCUCCAGCCUUCUUUGAUGUGAUGGUUCACUUGGCCGUUCACUUGCCGCAUGAGGCUAUUCUUGGAGGACUGGCGCAAUAUCGAUGGAUGUACCGGAUUGAAAGUUUGUUACAAACUGAGCUCGACCAGAAGGUUCAAUCGCAGAGGCUUACAUUGUCAAAGAGUGCAUUACUUUUUUGUUCAAUGUACGUUGAUGGGAUCGAAACAGUGCAUAAUCGACCCGAACGAAAUCAAGAUUGUGGCGAACGUCGCAAAGGGUUAACUGUAUUCACAGAAACUGCCCGUCCUAUUGGCCUAAUCACAAGGGAUGUUGAUAUGUCACAAGAAUAUUGUGAUAUGGCUCAUUGGUUCUUGUUGAACAAUAGCCCCGAGAUAGAGAAGUAUCUAGAAGAUGGUGUUGAAGCAGAAGUUGUUACAAGGGUUAGGUCAUCUGAUGAAACAAUGAUAGAGAAUAGAGCUGACAAACAAAAUGAAGAGUGUGACGAACCUGAUGUGGAUUACGAUAUGGAUCUUGAUGUAGACUAG
Camellia sinensis is the source of this 2043-nucleotide messenger RNA. Lineage: Eukaryota; Viridiplantae; Streptophyta; Magnoliopsida; Ericales; Theaceae. The record is from RefSeq and is a predicted model, not a curated record.